UAUUUUCUUUCUUAAACCCCGGGCACAUUAAAACCGCGACGGGCGACGGCAGCAGCAGCAGCGAAUAGCCAUGUCUAGGGUUCUAGGAACUUGCAGGGUGCUCAUGGCGGCGGCCAAGGGCGGGUCGAAGGAAGCAUCAGCGAAGGCGGUGGCCACGGGGGCGGCGAAGCCCAAGGGGCCCUUUCAUCGGCCGCUGCCUUUGUCUCCAGCGAUGAGCAAAUUCCUCGGCGUCCCAGAAAUCGCACGGGUGGAUGCCGUCAAAAAGAUCUGGGAGCACAUCAAAGCAAACCAGCUCCAGAAUCCUUCGAACAAGCAGGAGAUUAUCUGUGACGAGAAGCUGAAGACAAUACUCGCCGGUAAAGAUAAGGUUGGAAUGCUCGAAAUCGUAAGGUUGAUCGCGCCUCAUUUCGUCAAACCCCAACAAACCUAGGUGCAGAGUCCAUGUUCGAUAUUUCUGUUGUCUGUUAGUUUCCUUUUCUUCAGUGAGGUAAUCCAAACCUUCGAAUAAAGCAGUUCUUCAUGCUGUUUGUGGAACAUCUUGUGAUAUUUUUGUGUUAUUAAUUCCUUUUUAAAGGAUAAUCCGAUGAGAUUUUCAUAGUCCUA
This is a messenger RNA of Zingiber officinale, 603 nucleotides long. Its product is annotated as upstream activation factor subunit UAF30-like. Gene Ontology annotation, cellular component: nucleus. The transcript has 2 exons. The record is from RefSeq and is a predicted model, not a curated record. Bases 71 to 430 code for a protein of 119 amino acids. NCBI's taxonomy places the organism in Eukaryota, Viridiplantae, Streptophyta, Magnoliopsida, Zingiberales, Zingiberaceae.